Drosophila nasuta is the source of this 1344-nucleotide messenger RNA. RefSeq names its product ribonuclease H1 (gene rnh1). Gene Ontology annotation, molecular function: nucleic acid binding; magnesium ion binding; RNA-DNA hybrid ribonuclease activity. The transcript is spliced from 4 exons. Gene Ontology annotation, biological process: DNA replication, removal of RNA primer. Lineage: Eukaryota; Metazoa; Arthropoda; Insecta; Diptera; Drosophilidae. Bases 156 to 1163 code for a protein of 335 amino acids. The record is from RefSeq and is a predicted model, not a curated record.
AUUUUUAAAGAUAAAGACUACACCGUGAUUCAAAACUUGCGCCUUUCCACUGAAUGUAACCAAACUUUUAAUUGUGGAAGUACAAUAUAUUUGGUAUAUUUAUCAACUUUAAAUAGAGCAAAUUGGAAUUGAACUUUGCGGCCACAUUAAACACAAUGUUUGGUCUCUUGCGCUCCGUGCUCCGUCCUGAUGUAAAGUUAUUUGAACGCACUAUGGCAUUCUACGCAGUAGCCAAAGGACGAAAAGUAGGCAUCUAUGGAAGCUGGGCAGAAUGCCAGGAGCAGGUGACAGGUUUUAAGGGAGCCGUGUUUAAGAAGUUCAACCUGCGCAGGGAGGCUGAGGAAUUCAUUGGUGCAAAAGCAGCUCAUGGAAGUUACACACCUGAUGAUUUCGCAGUGCCUCUCGGAAAGAAGCAGCCGCCUCCUGUGAGUUGGGCUGCUAAGGAACAGCACAAAACGAAGACAGAAGACUUCUGGCCAGAAGAUGUGGAAGAAGACGACAUAGUCACAGAGAAUGAAAUGAUGGCAGCUAUGGAUGAAGUGGAAGGGUUUCCUGCGCCAUCCAGCAGUCGCAAACGAAAGACAGAGGCAGAUACUUCUGCUAAGUCCAAAAUACCUCGACAUGCCUCUAAAGUUGAGGAAGGCGUUGCACUGAAACAGUUUGGUGCUUUUGAGUUUACCAUCGAUUCUGAAGGCUUUGUCAUUGUGUACACGGAUGGCUCUUGCCUGGGAAAUGGUCGAGCAGACGCUUGUGCAGGCUUCGGAGUUUACUUUGGUGACGAUCAUCCACUUAAUGCAGCUAAACCAGUACUGGGGCGUGUUACGAAUAAUGUGGGCGAAAUUCAGGCUGCGAUAUAUGCAAUUAAAACUGCAAUAGACUUGGGCAUCAGCAAGCUUGGCAUAAGUACGGAUUCACAGUUUUUAAUCAACUCCAUUACUAUGUGGGUUCCAGGCUGGAAGAGACGUGGCUGGCGUUUAAAAAACAAUGAACCGGUGAAGAAUGUUGCCGAUUUUAAAGAAUUAGAUGAGCUGCUGCAAAACGACGACAUUCAAGUGAAAUGGAACUAUGUAGUGGCCCACAAAGGCAUUAAAGGCAACGAAAUGGCUGACAAAUUGGCUCGCCAAGGCUCACAGUUGUACAGGGAAAUGAACUGCAAAAAAUAACUCAACACACUCAAUUUCAAAUUACCCACGCAAGUGUAGGCAUAAGUUGGCAUCCCUCUGUAUUUGACGUUUUCAGUUACAAAUAAGUUGACAGCUCGCACUGUUGUUUACAAUCGCAACCCCAUGCGAUAGCACAAUUAUUUUAAGCAUUUAAUUAAAUUUAAGAAGAUGAUGAACUCAA